This is a messenger RNA of Sphaeramia orbicularis (orbiculate cardinalfish), 2331 nucleotides long. It is a transcript of the gene fbxl22, whose product is annotated as F-box and leucine-rich repeat protein 22. The coding region runs from base 376 to 1062 and encodes 228 amino acids. Gene Ontology annotation, molecular function: protein binding. Lineage: Eukaryota; Metazoa; Chordata; Actinopteri; Kurtiformes; Apogonidae. The transcript has 2 exons. The record is from RefSeq and is a predicted model, not a curated record. Gene Ontology annotation, cellular component: cytoplasm.
UGGCAGUUCACAGUAGAGGUGUUUUUCCUUUUUUUAUGUUAGUCAGUGUGUAUCUCUGACAACUAGGCCAGGGCAGUGUAAACAUCUGGCUCAGUCCAGCGGCUGCCUCCUGCCUGUUGAGAGCCAUGACAGAUGGAAAGGGAUCGUAUGGCUCAAGCACUUCCAUCUUUGACUAUACUGGCAGUUGUCUUCCUAAAAUAGCCUCCACUCCACGGCCUUAUAUGUGCAGGCCUCUGGUGUGUGCCUGAGGAGGCAUCAUGUAUCUAGGCCACACAAUACGGGCUGCAGGCUCAUUGUUGCUGCUUGCAUACAGGCCUCUCGCAGCCCCGGGGACGAGGCCUGCCGUCCUGACGUUCUGCUCUGGGAAAGAACACCAUGCAUCUCACCCAACUCAACCAUGAAUGUCUCCUUCACCUUUUCUCCUUCUUGGACAAGGACACCCGCAGGAGUUUGUCCCUUACCUGUCACCAGCUGCGGGACGUCUUUCUGGAUCCGUGCCUGUGGAAUCUACUCCAUUUCAGCUCUCCAUGCCAGCUGAGGAGAGACAACUUUGUGCUGGGACCUUCACUGCGUUACUUGACUAUUUGCUGGCACUCCAGCAGGGUCCUGCAGGUGUGCAACAUCGAGGACUGGUUGAAGAGCUCAUUUCAGAGGGACAUCUGUAGUAAACACGAAAACCUGGUCAGCAGUUUCCUGACCCAAGUCUGCCAUGUGUGUCCUAACUUGCUGUCGCUAACUCUGUGUGGCUGUGGACACAUCACUGACCAGGACGUCAUUGUUGUGCUGCAGAGCUGCCGAAAGCUGCGCCGUCUCCACCUGGAGAACUGUGUCCGCAUCACGGACCGCAUCCUGGAAGGAGUAGUUACUUACGGAGACAGUCUGGAGGAGGUGAAGGUGGACUUCUGCAGGAACAUCACCCAGGCAGGGCUGCAGGCUGUCAGGGAGAAGAGGCCAGGCAUCCAGCUGGGUGCAGAGAGAAGCGCAGGCAUGAUCCCCGACAUCAAGCCUGAGGAGAAGGCGCCGCUCAGGAGGACUCUGCAGAAAGUCCUGCUUUUCUCCUAAUGGAAACACUGCACUUGCUAUAAAAGCAUUUCUCCAGCAUUCAGGCUAAUUAUUAUUUACAGAUUCGUUUGCACUGCUUUUGUUGUGAUGCAGCCUCUUAAGCCAAGUCGCCUCCAGUGCCCACAGUUCCAUGUGUUGCCAUGGCAAUGCUAUGUGAUGCUUGUGGCAACAUACACAGUCUGUACAUCCAAGUAACCACAAGAACAUCAGCUAAGUGCUCAACAAAACCUAUUGUGGGAAAACAGAACACAACCAAACAGCAAGCACUAAAAUGAGCAAAUAUUUAAAACAAGUUUACAGACUGAAACCAACGUGUCAUGAAUGACUUAACAAAACCAACCAAUGCGACAAGUUUGCGCCACUAAGCAGAUCCAAGAGCACAAAUAUAGUUUCUCUAUCAUUACAACCAUUGAACGAGCCAAAGAGCACAAAUAAAUUGCUGUAUUAUGACAUGAUGAAGCUUCUUUUAUCGGCUAAUCCGUUGUUUUGUGUUACAUUGAAAUGAUUCUGACUGGAAAUAAACAGGCCGGGGAUUAACAGGUUAAAGCAGUUUUUAAUAGAAGUGUUUUUCAUACCUUUUUGAUAUCUUUUUAUACAUAUUUCUAACGCUAACUUAUGAGAUUUUAUUCCAUGCUUCCUUGAAUAGGGAAUAUUCCAUACACUUAUAAUUCAGUCUUAUUCAGACAGGACAGGUGGCCUUAACAGUAAUAUUCUGCCAAUACACAUUACUGAUAUUAUGUGAUUAUACAAUUCCACUCACAUUAGCAUAUGGUAAUCUGAUGAAAGUAUCACACAUCUACACAGUGAGAACAUGCGAGGUGAGGUUACACUGUGUGCUCAUUUCACUGUCAUGGUAAGACAUGUCAGCAGUGGGGAGGAUUCUCUGGGGGCUAAUGUGGCCCUCUGCCUGAGCUGUGAUCAGAAUCAUGUUAUAUAAGACUGCGAGACAUCAAAGUAGGUUGAUUAGGCAAGUGUUCCGACGGUAAAGCCAUGUGACAAAUGUAUCGCAGGCUGGUGCUGCAGGGCGCUCCCUGCCAGGUACUGCAUCUCAUCCAUACGCUGAAUCCUUACAGAUGGUCAACUUAAUGGAGCGGUUUUCCCAUCCUCCAAAGAUCUAUGCCUUUAAGAAGCUGUUCUUGAUGAGCAAUGUAUGGACAAGUUUUACAUUUAUUUCAGUUGCUCACAAUAUAUAAUGUAUUUUGUUGUUUGAUUUGCUAUUUUUUCAAUCUCUUUGCGUUGAACAAUAAAGUUGUUUUUGUAUUAUUUGAA